AUGGCUCAAUAAAAAGUAUAUGAGAAAUUAAAGGUUGAGACUAAAAAUAAGUGUCACAAGCAUAAAGUGGUGCAUAUGAAACGUAUUCUGCCAGAAUAAAUCUCAAUUUAGCCUGACUACUAGCAAGAAAUGGAGAAGCUUGGAGAAGAAAUGCUUUCAAAUAUGAUGCCACUUAAUUUGAGCAAUAAGAGUUAUAGCAAAUAUGAAGUUGAAUAGUCUUUUUAAUAGCAGGAAAAAAUUAGUUAAAAUGAAAGAAAAAGGGACUUAAAAAGAUUUGAGCAUGUAUAGAAGAUGGAAAAGAAAGAUUAAAAUGAAUAACAGGAUAAAUGGUUUGAAGAUAAGGAUCUAUUCGAAAUCUAAUAGUAGAUUAAAGAUGAACCAAAUUCUGAUGAUUAAGAAGUCUUGAUUGAAUUAAAUAACGAGGAUGCUUAAGAAGAUGCUAAAAUAAAGUUAAUAGUUAAACUCAAGUAAAUCUGUGCUUCUCCAUAAUUCUUCAAUCCAAAGCCAAAGCAUUUCUUCGAUCAAUAAUAAGAUGCUGGUAUUACCCACUCAAUAAUCUUAAGAGAGUUCAUUCAGUAGCUGUUUUAGUCUUUUGCAAAAAAGAAGCAGUUCCAAAAAAAAGAAAACAUUAAAACAAGUGAUGAUUCAUCAAAGGAUCUUGUGAGUCAGUAAAAUGAUAAUAAAAUAGCUAUGGGGUAAAAUGAAGCAAGUUAUGAUUUAGCGCAAUUGGCAGAUGAUUAAGAGAAUGAUCGAUGGGUUUCGAAAGAAUUUAGUCACUAACAUACUGACUUCACUUAAGGCCACCAUUUAUUUGGAAUUCCUUAAAUAAACUUAUAAUUGACGGAUCAUAAUGAUCUAAAUCAACUAUAGGAACGAGAUGUAGUUGGAAACUCAACUUAAUUGAAUAAAAGCUGUAAAAAAAUUAGCAGUAAAAGCAAGAACUUAAGAUAAAACAAGCACUAUGCAAAAAGAUAUUUUUUACUAAAGAAAAUGAAGAGAAUUAGAUAGAGAAGAGAGCAAGUUUACUUUAAUUCCUCUAAAGCUCUUUAUAUUCCAUAAGUCAAUAACAGAAAUUUGCGAGAUACGCUUAUAAUCAAAAGUGAUGACAAGGUCUAUAGUCUUCAAGUAGAGUUCAGUGAUAUGGCAAAAGCUAACUAUUACUAUUACGGUGGAAGAAUAUCAGAAGAAGAUAUUGAAUCUGAAAGAGAGCGAAGAACUACACCUCCAGGCACUAUUGAUGAGCAGUAGGACGUGAUGUCAGAGAAUAUCGGUCAUUCUUUGAAUUUAUUAAAGAAAAAGCAUGGUCGUUUUGCUCUUAAUCACCCCAAGUCCUCGGUUAGCAUUGCGGAUAACAAGGACAUCAAGGAUUCGAGAAUCACCAAUUUAAUCGUAAUGAAGGAACGAAUCAAGCUAAUAGAUGAUGGCAAACACAUUAAUAGCUUUAAGAAGGUCUAUGAUAAGUUAUUCAGAGAAUUUAAAGAGCAGCUCAUUCAUGAGUAUUCAUUGUUGAAAAAUGCCUAUAUGAUUGAGUAUGAGGAAAACUUUAAAGCUAACAUUCAGGACAAAGAAAGCCACUUAGAUCAAGCUUAGGAACUUAUUCUAAGAAAGGAGUAGGAGAUUAUUGAGACUUAGGAAAAGAGAAAAAGAGUUAUAUAACUGACUGAGCAUAUUCUCCAACAGAAAUAUAAUCUUUUCAUUAAGCGAGUAGCUGUUAGAGCCAUGCAGUACUUUAAGGACAUCAUUUAAAGAGAGAGAAGAAUUAGAGUUUAUACUAGAAACUACAUGUAUCGCAGAAAUUUAAGACUUUUAUUUGGCAGCUGGAGAGGUGUGUCACACUCGUGGUUUAAAGAACGCAUCAAUGAAGAAGCUAAAUCUUAUGAGCACAAGGUCACUAUUGAGAAACUAAUUUCUUGGAACCAGAAUGUAGAUGCUAUGAAGAUCUACAUGGUUCAGCUAUAAGAGAAAAUAAGAAUUGAAGUGGCUGCCAGAGAAGAACUAGCAAUCACAUAUGAGUAAAGUCUUAACAAGGGUGUAGGUCAGUUGAACAAUGAGACAGCGGUACUUGCUGAAAAUCCUUUAAUCAAGGAAAUAAGUUUGAUCGUUGCUCAGGAGUUAAUAAACAAGUCAAGAGCAGAGGGCAGACCGCUAGAUUAAAGUCUGACUAAUUUACUAUCUCAUGCAUAGACAUAAAACUUUCAGAGAUCCGGCUCUAUUAGGCAAAACUAUUGA
Molecule: messenger RNA, 2229 nt
Organism: Stylonychia lemnae
Lineage: Eukaryota; Ciliophora; Spirotrichea; Sporadotrichida; Oxytrichidae
Source: the annotation of a GenBank genome assembly